AUGGUGACAGGGAAGUCGCAGCCCGGCGCUGGGACCAUCCCAUCGCUUCCAGCCUCCGCGACCCAUCACGAAAUCUCGACCUCGCCGCCGUCGAAACGAGAUCUGGCGUCAUGGUGGAGACAGUUCAAACGGAAUACAAGGAAGGAGGAAGUGAAAGAGAAACCCCAAGGUAUCUUCGGAGUGCCCCUCAACGUCAGUAUCAAGUACGCGAACGUUGCCAUCUCCCUCACAAACGACAACGGUGAAAGCUUUAUCUACGGUUAUGUCCCUAUCGUCGUCGCCAAGUGUGGUGUCUUCCUCAAGGAAAAAGCGACGGACGUGGAAGGGAUCUUUCGAUUGAACGGCUCUGCGAAACGUAUCAAGGAUCUCCAGGAGAUCUUCGAUUCUCCCGAACGAUAUGGAAAAGGACUCGACUGGACGGGGUAUACUGUGCACGAUGCUGCAAACGUCCUACGCCGCUAUCUCAACCAACUUCCCGAACCGAUUGUCCCUCUGGACUUCUACGAACGUUUUCGCGAGCCCCUCCGUGUGUAUCAGAAGCAGGCCCUGGAGAAUGGCCCCACGGCCGAUUCUGAAGCCUUCGACCACGCAAAGGCCGUUGCGGCUUACCAACAAUUAAUUCGGGAGCUUCCACCCCUGAACAAGCAGCUCCUCCUCUAUAUCCUUGACCUGCUCGCUGUCUUUGCGUCCAAGUCGGACCAGAACCGAAUGACGUCGGCCAACCUAUCUGCUAUUUUCCAGCCUGGAUUGCUGUCUCAUCCCCAGCACGACAUGUCUCCAGAUGAAUACAAGCUCAGUCAGGACGUCCUGAUCUUCUUGAUCGAGAACCAGGAUCACUUUCUGUUCGGAAUGAAUGGCACAGCCGCGGAUGAGCAGACUCUCAAGGAAGUCGAGGGCGCUUCUCGCCGACAGACAAAUUCUUCCAACAUCAGGCGCUCCGUCUCGAGUGCCAGUGGUGGCGCAGAGAGCUUUCGCAAGUAUGGGAGCCUCCGCCGAAAUGUUUCGGUCUCUUCAAAGAACUCGCACCACUCGAACCAUCCCUCCAGCCCCGUCACACCAACAUCGUUGAACGGCGUGGGUGUCCAUCGAAGCAAUACCUUGCCUUCCAAAAUGUCCCCGAUCACCGCGGCAAGAUACGGCAGAGUGUUGGAGGCCACUGGGGCCCCACCAUCAGGACUCAAUCCUUCCGUACAGAAUUCUCGCUCGUCCAGCCGAGCACCGCCUUCGCGCGAGGAAGCCAGCCAGACGACUGCGACGGCACCGACUUCGGCCCCUUCUGACGCUGCCACAGGACCUCUCUAUGUGCAUUCCUCCACCCAUGGUCCUAUGCCGAUCAACACGGUAAACACUGCCCCCAUGAGCGAGAAUCCCGUCCUUCAUGAGGCUCUCCCGACCACGAUAUCGUCGCCCCCUCCACCUGUGGUAACACCGACACGGGAACGCAAAUUGUCCAGUUUCUUCACCAAGUCCCCCCCACAAAAUGGCGAAUCGAAGGAACCACGCCAGCCGAACCGGUUGAAGAAGAAGCGCAUCCCCGGAAGUGCCAGCGAAAGCGCCCACAGUUCGUCUCUGUCGCUGCAGGCGGCCACCUCCGAAUCCGUUCUCAACGUCGCGCCGAUACCGACGCGGCCACAGGAAGCGGAUAGUGAUGCCGGGGAGGUGACUCCCAGACCUCCCAAUACGGCCGAUCCCGGUGACGAUUCUGCCUCACCGUCGAACCGUGACGUUGCGGCGGAGGAGAAGCAAGCGGCUCCGAACGACUCGCACAACGCGGACACUUCUCUCAAGCCCCAUAGUUCACGGACCCCCUCGAUGAAUUCGCGGUCUUCCUUCACUGACCAUUCGGAUUUGGAUCAGGCGGAUGACAGGGUGGAUCGGAGGGAACACCGUCGGAGUUGGCGAUUUCCUCGUUCCUCGAAACGCAGCAAUGAGCAAAUCGGUCUCGGUCUCGGCUCACCUCCACUCCUGACAUCGAAUCCCAGCGCCGAGCGCAGUACGAGCUCAGUGGGCAGUUGGCACCACUCCAGCAAGAGUUCGCCUUCGGACCUGCAGCAGUUUGCCAACGAUCCAUCACAACAUCCCCUCAGCCUGGACGCUGAAAUCAAUAACAACCACGGCAUUUCGAAGGAAAGCUUGGAGCCCGAGAAGCGAAGCCUCUUCGGUAAAUUCAAAGCCAAGGUCGCGCAGGUUCGGGAUGGAGUGCGCGAUUCCGAAAGAGAUCGCACCAGGAGCCCUGCACAGACGGACCCAGAACGGCCUGUGUCUAGCAAGACUCUGUCUCCCGCGGCCAAUGACCGGAUCAGCACUACCCAGCCGGCCCCGAUCGAGUUGCCGAAAGAGGGCAAGGACGAAUUCAAUCGUUCGCCAGUCUCCCCCAUCAUGCCUACUUCUGGUCUGCCCCCGGUGAUACCUGAAGAGCCACGAACUCCGGAAAGCCCUGUCGCAUCUCGAACUUUUGAGGCAAUGCAGGACUCAGCGGCUGCCCCCGCCGCGCCUACUACUCCACUGCAGGCGGAAAAUCCUCCAAUCUCAGAAGCCAACGAGAAGAGCAACGGCAUUACGCCUCACUGA
Messenger RNA from Aspergillus clavatus NRRL 1, 2571 nucleotides. RefSeq names its product putative Rho GTPase activator (Sac7). Gene Ontology annotation, cellular component: cell cortex. The transcript is spliced from 3 exons. Lineage: Eukaryota; Fungi; Ascomycota; Eurotiomycetes; Eurotiales; Aspergillaceae. Gene Ontology annotation, biological process: signal transduction; activation of GTPase activity; regulation of fungal-type cell wall organization. Bases 1 to 2571 code for a protein of 856 amino acids. Gene Ontology annotation, molecular function: GTPase activator activity. The record is from RefSeq and is a predicted model, not a curated record.